Messenger RNA from Sphenostylis stenocarpa, 1191 nucleotides. The record is from the annotation of a GenBank genome assembly. Lineage: Eukaryota; Viridiplantae; Streptophyta; Magnoliopsida; Fabales; Fabaceae.
AUGGAAUCACGAAAAGUAGUGUGUAGUUGGCUGUCUGGCACUGACCGACACUAUCAUUUGAGAGGUGUUGUGUUUCAAGUACUUGGCAACUUUAAAGUUUUGUCUAGUGAACACAAAAUGAACGAAUCCCAGUUUUGUAACUGUUAUCUGGUUAAGAAGGGAUCUGUAGACAUGCAGUCCAAGUCUGGAACUGCAAAUCGACUGAGGUCAGAUCCUCAUUCCUUUCGGCCUAGCAGUGGUUAUUCCGAUCCUUGGUGGCGUGGUAUUGGUUACAACCCCUUGGCCCAAACAAUGGCUGGGGCAAAUGCGUCCAAUUCUUCGUCUCUUGAAUGCCCUAAUGGUGAUUCUGAAUCCAAUGAAGAAGGCCAAUCUUUGUCGAAUAGUGGAAUGAAUGAGGAAGAUGAUGAUACCACUAAAGAUUCGCAGCCUGCUGCUCCUAACGAAUCAGGAAAUUACGGGCAUGAACAGCAAGGGAUGCAGCAUACUGCGUCAUCUGCACCGUCCAUGCGUGAAGAAUGCCUUACUCAGACACCCCAGCUGGAGCUUGUUGGUCAUUCAAUUGCAUGUGCUACAAAUCCAUAUCAAGAUCCGUAUUAUGGUGGCAUGAUGGCAGCUUAUGGUCACCAGCAGAUGGGAUAUGCUCCUUUUAUAGGAGGAAUGCAUCAUGCCAGAAUGCCUUUGCCCCUUGAGAUGGCUCAAGAGCCUGUAUAUGUGAAUGCCAAACAGUACCAAGGAAUUCUUAGGCGAAGACAAGCCCGUGCUAAAGCAGAACUUGAAAAGAAGCUAAUAAAAUCUAGAAAGCCAUAUCUUCAUGAGUCUCGGCACCAGCAUGCUAUGAGAAGGGCAAGGGGUAGCGGAGGACGAUUUGCCAAGAAAUCUGACGCGGAAGGCUCAAACAACUCAGCCAAGGAAAAGGAUAAUGGUACUGAUUCUGUCCUUUCAUCACAGUCAAUUAGUUCAUCUGGUUCUGAACCUUUGCAUUCUGACUCUGCGGAAACCUGGAAUUCUCCAAACAUGCAACAAGAUGCAAGAGCAGCAAAAGUGCACAACAGGUUCGAAGCACCCCGUUACCAAAAUGGCAGUGGCUCUUACCACAACCAUAAUGGUUUACAAUCUUCGGUGUAUCAUUCAUCCUCAGGUGAAAGAGUGGAGGAAGGGGACUGUUCACGUCAGCAACUAAACCAUAAUUGA